UCCCCGCCAGCUCCGCCGCAGCACGUCUAUCUGCUUGUUGUCAUGGAGGAGCCAAGAUGGCGGUCCUGGCCUAUAGCCUAGGCAAACGGGAGAUAAAUCAGUAUUUCAGCAUCAAAAAUGCCAAAUUACUCUCUCUCGUCGCUGUCAUUUUCCUCACGGUGGUCCACUCCGCCACUCGAUAUUAUGGAGGCGGGGACACAUGUGACUGGCUCCUAUCCAGUGGACGUUUCCUAGGGAACAGUGUGUGGCAGCCAUAUGGCUGCAUGAUGCACAAGUACAAAAGCAUUGAAGCAAAGACAUGCCUCAACAAUAAGAGAAUAGCAUUCAUAGGUGAUUCCAGAAUUCGACAGCUCUUCUAUGCCUUCAUCAAAAUUAUCAACCCUGACACAAAGGAAGAUGGGAACAAGCACGAAAACAUUCCCUUUGCAGACAGAGAGUCUUCUGUGAAUGUGGACUUCUUGUGGUAUGCAGAAGUGAAUAAUUCCAUGAAGGAGCAGGUGACAACCUGGGUAGAGAGGCCCUUUAACAAACCAGAUGUCAUAAUCAUUGGCGCGGCCACUUGGUCCAUCAAACUGCACAGUGGCAGCAGUGAGACGCUCCUUCAAUACAAAGCAAAUCUCACAUCUAUAGCAGCACCACUGGAGAAACUAACUGAGCGCAGUGAAGUCUAUUGGGUCUUACAAGAUCCCGUGUAUGAGGAGCUGCUGAGUGAGAAUCGUAAGAUGAUCACGAAUGAGCAGAUAGACCAGUAUAAUGCAGCAGCAGUCAGUGCGCUUAACAACAGCAAGAGGAACUCCAAGGCCAGGGUGAAGUUCUUGGAGGCCUCUCGGCAGGCUGCCAUGGAGACCGUCACCCAAUCAGUGGAUGGGCUGCACCUCCCUGAGAGCACAAGGAAUGUGGGUGCCAUGGUUCUAAUGAACUCCAUAUGCAACAAAAUCCUGAAGCCCAUUGAUGGCUCAUGCUGUCAAAGUGUUCCUCCGCUGAGCAUCUUACAGAAACUGGCUGCUGGACUCUUCUUAGCAGCUGGCAUCUGCUUCCUGGUCCUCCAUGCGCUAGGCUACAGCAAACAUCGUAAGAGCAGGCCGGUUUCUGAUGUGGAGAGUGGAGAGGAGAAGAAGCCUCCCAUUGCUGCAGUUCCGCUCAACCUAAAGGAAGCGUUACAGUCGGCCUGCAAGAUGGGUCUUAUCAUGCUGUACUUCUACCUGUGCGACAGAGCAGACAUUUUCAUGAAGGAGCAAAAGUUCUACACACACUCUACCUUUUUCAUCCCACUCAUCUACAUAUUUGUGCUGGGCAUCUUCUACAAUGAAAACAGCAAAGAGACCAAGCUGCUGAACAGAGAGCAAACUGAUGAAUGGAAGGGCUGGAUGCAGCUGGUCAUACUCAUCUAUCAUAUAUCAGGAGCCAGCGCUUUUAUACCUGUCUACAUGCAUGUGCGGGUCCUAGUGGCAGCUUAUCUCUUCCAGACAGGAUAUGGCCACUUCUCCUUCUUCUGGUUAAAGGGAGACUUUGGACUCUACAGAGUGUGCCAGGUUCUCUUCAGACUCAAUUUCCUGGUGGUAGUGCUCUGCCUGGUCAUGGACAGGCCAUACCAGUUCUACUACUUUGUGCCUCUGGUUACCUUUUGGUUUGUGGUCAUCUAUGCCACGAUGGCUAUGUGGCCACAAAUUCUGCAGAUAAAAGCCAAUGGUAACCGUUUCUGGCACCUGGCACUUUUAUUGAAACUGCUGGGGUUGCUUCUUUUUAUUUGCUUCUUUGCAUAUUCACAGGAACUCUUUGAGAGUGUUUUCUCCGUGUGGCCUAUUUCAAAGCUCUUUGAGCUGCAAGGAAGCAUCCAUGAGUGGUGGUUCAGAUGGAAGCUAGAUAGAUUUGCUGUGAUCCACGGGAUGCUGUUCGCCUUUGUUUACCUAAUAUUGCAGAAAUGUCAGAUUCUGUCAGAGGGUAAAGGAGAGCCUCUCUUCUCCAACAGAAUUUCCAAUUGCCUGCUCUUUGUAUCUGUGGUCUCUUUCAUAACAUAUUCCAUAUGGGCCAGUAGCUGUAAAAAUAAGACUGAAUGCAAUGAGAUGCAUCCCUAUAUUUCAGUGGUGCAGAUUCUGGCAUUUGUUCUAAUCAGGAACAUUCCCGGUUAUGCCCGUUCCUUGUAUAGCUCCUUUUUCGCGUGGUUUGGAAAAAUCUCACUAGAGCUCUUCAUCUGUCAGUACCACAUAUGGCUGGCGGCAGACACCAAGGGCAUCCUUGUCCUCAUUCCUGGAAACCCCUCCCUUAACAUCAUCAUCAGCACCUUCAUCUUUGUGUGUGUGGCUCAUGAAAUCUCACAGAUCACCAAUGACCUGGCCCAGGUGGCCAUCCCUAAAGAGAACGCUGCUUUGAUUAAGAGGAUGCUGGCUGCUGGUGUCUUCUUCGGCCUCGUUCUCGUUCUUUCUAAGAGCGGGCAGGCUGGCAACUGAAGAACCACUGCCCAUCUGAAUGAUGAAUGAUCCUUGAGUGCAUUGAAUAAUUUGAGCAAGAAUUCUUGCCUAUUGAUGGCCCUGUGCUGUAAUACUGAACUCAGACUGAGACUUUAAUCUAGAGGAGAGGCCAGGAGCAAGGCCUGUGACGCAGUAAAGACUUACAUGAUGAAGCUUUGUUUACGAUGAACUCAGAUUUUAUACAGGAUGUGUGCCCUAGACGUAGAGACGCUUGCGAGCUACGUAAUGUCACACACAGUGUUGUGACUGACAACUUAUGUUCGGGAGGGACUAAGACUCGCUCUGACAUUGAUAAAAUGUAAACAACCUGUCCUCCGUCCGUAUGUCUUGUAGUACUUAUUUGUCAUAUGUACAGUAUUUAAUGAUUUAAAUUAAGUGUACUUUGUACAGGGGUAUAUUUGUACCACCUUUAUGUUGUUUCUUGGUAGAUUUUUUUUUUUUCUUUAUUUGUAAGGGUUGUACCCUUGACUGAACGGAACAUGAACGGAAUAUGAAUGGAGUAUUACAUUUCCCAUUUCAAGUAGACAGUGCGCCAUAUGCCAGCUCCAUCUUUUGGAACUUCCACCGGUUACUAGCCAAUUGAUUUCAGUGUAAACAACCACUAUUGUAAAUGUAUUUUGAGCAUUUGCAAUUUUUAAAUGAUGCUUUCAACAGUUCUCAGUUCUCCUGAACUCUCAACAGACACAUGAAACUUUUAUAGUUGUCAAAACACAGGCAGUGAAGCGAUCACUGCAUGUACUACUGAAAGAGACUGUCUUGAAUUAUCAGACGAUUUACUUCCCUGCUAUUUAUUGUCAAAAAGGAAAAUAUCUUUAACCAAGAAAAGUAGCUUUGCUGUGGUGUUAUAAUCUAAUGAACUGAAAAUUGUCAGUGCUGUUGUGUGAUGCAAGGCAGAGAAAGCAGAAACAGUCCUGCUUCUGAAGGCAUGAGGGUCAAAAGGUAGCUUUUUUUUUUGAUGAGAGAAAUUGCCAACCUGUUUUGUAUGUAUGUGUUUUGUGGCUUUUACCUUUGAAUUAAGUACGAAAUGCUAAACAAACUAACCCUAUUGUAUAGAUCAUUAUCCCGUUUAUUGUGGCAUUGACUAGGAUGCAUUUCCAAACCAUUUUAAAGCUGUUGGCAGGGAUUUUAGCUCUUCAGAGCUGCAGCCAUGCUUUGAAUUUUCUAUGCUUCUGUUCCUAAGAUCAGACCUGAAACAAAUCACCUGAAGAACAGCGUUUUAAGGUCCUAAAGGCGUUGUGUACAUUUGAACGGUUUAAGACCACUGGACUGAAAAAUCCUGUCAUGAUGGAGUUGGAUAGCAGUGUCGUAAAACAGUUAUGGACAAUAUAUGAAAUAAUUAGUGGGUAUGAACUAUAAAUCUGACAUUCACAUCUACAUCCUCAUGAAACUGUGAGCAUAUUGUUGAUGUUUAUUCACAGAAAGCAGUUUCAACAUCCCUCAUUGUGGUUUCAGAGCAGCAGUGGCAUAAACAAUGCUUUGUUAUUAAAUUGGCUUUUUCAGUUGAAUUAAGACUGUGUUCAUCUGAUCUAGCUUAAAAUCUCUCUAAUUGGUUUUAUUCCACUUGCUUGAGCUUUAUCUAGGAGGUCACGUGCAAGUGCUUGCAGAUUGAAAAGUCUGUAUGUAUCCUAAACUGUAAAUAGAUUUUGCAUAUUGUGCCACUGAGAAGUUACUGAGAAGUUACUUAGAUGUUCCUCAUCCUCAUCCAAGAGCCACUGGCCUGAAAUGUGACUGAUUUUAGGUACAAAUAUUCAGAGAUUUGAAACUUGGACCGUUGUAUCAUAGCUUCUUUUCAUCAAUGUAUUAUUUUGACAUUGCAGAUUAAAGCCAUCUGCACUUUUUUAGGGUCUUCUUCCAUUAUAGGAAGACAAAGUCUUGUUAAAAGCAAACAAGAUCUUCUGUAGAAAUAAUUAUUUUAUUUUCUAAAAUGGACGGUUGCGUUUAUUCCAAACAGCAGCUCGAAUUACACUUGAUGAAUUCAAUCCACUUCACUGCUAUACUGAACCAACAGAGACAUUUAUCCUAUUGUAAAUGUUUGGAUUUUAUUUUUUUAAGACUUCAUUUGUGUAUAUAAAUCCAAUGUUUUGUAUAGUUUAGUUUGAUCCUAUUUAAAGAAACAAUUCAUACCCCCCCAUGCCUCAAUACAGAGCUGAUGUAAAUAUAUUUGUUUUGUCCUGAAAUGUGAAACCUCUCUCUUAUCCAUUGAGAAAUGAUUUCAUUAUGUUGUGUAGUCAUUACUGAUGACAGACAUCUUACUGAACUUGUUUAGUGCUGCAUUCUUAUUAGCAGGCUUGUAUUAAUUCACUUCUGGUGCAUUCCCAUUGACACACAUCAACACAUUCUCAGUUUACACAUGUAAACGCUCAUGGUACCGAGAGCAGAUUUUUACAUUGAUAAGUUUAUUAAUUUAUUUAUCAAAAACAUCUUUACUAAUGUAUAAUAACAAAAUAAAGUUGCCUAUUCAACAAA
Colossoma macropomum (tambaqui) is the source of this 4934-nucleotide messenger RNA. It is a transcript of the gene casd1, whose product is annotated as CAS1 domain containing 1. Lineage: Eukaryota; Metazoa; Chordata; Actinopteri; Characiformes; Serrasalmidae. The record is from RefSeq and is a predicted model, not a curated record. The coding region runs from base 57 to 2447 and encodes 796 amino acids. Gene Ontology annotation, cellular component: Golgi membrane. Gene Ontology annotation, molecular function: N-acetylneuraminate 9-O-acetyltransferase activity. The transcript is spliced from 18 exons.